AUGGCGAAGGUUUCAGAGCUUUACGAUGUUACUUGGGAAGAAAUGCGAGAUAAGAUGAGAAAAUGGAGAGAAGAAAACUCACGAAACAGUGAGCAAAUUGUGGAAGUUGGAGAGGAAUUAAUUAAUGAAUAUGCUUCUAAGCUUGGAGAUGAUAUUUGGAUCAUAUAUGAGCAAGUGAUGAUUGCAGCCCUAGACUAUGGUCGAGAUGACUUGGCAUUGUUUUGUCUUCAGGAAUUGAGAAGACAGUUCCCUGGCAGUCACAGAGUCAAGAGACUAACUGGCAUGAGAUUUGAAGCCAUGGAGAGAUACGACGAUGCUAUACAACUAUAUGAUAGAAUUUUACAAGAAGAUCCAACUAACACUGCUGCAAGAAAGCGUAAGAUUGCCAUUCGAAAAGCCCAGGGGAAAAAUGUGGAGGCCAUUCGGGAACUGAAUGAGUAUCUGGAACAAUUUGUUGGGGACCAAGAGGCCUGGCAUGAACUUGCAGAACUUUAUAUCAAUGAACAUGACUAUGCUAAAGCAGCCUUUUGUUUAGAGGAGCUAAUGAUGACUAAUCCACACAACCACUUAUACUGUCAGCAGUAUGCUGAAGUUAAAUAUACCCAAGGUGGACUUGAAAACCUCGAACUUUCAAGAAAGUAUUUUGCACAGGCACUGAAACUGAACAACAGAAAUAUGAGAGCUUUGUUUGGGCUUUACAUGUCGGCAAGUCAUAUUGCUUCUAAUCCAAAAGCAAGUGCAAAAACAAAAAAGGACAACAUGAAAUAUGCUAGUUGGGCAGCUAGUCAAAUAAACAGAGCGUAUCAGUUUGCAGGUCGAAGUAAGAAGGAAACUAAAUACUCUCUUAAGGCAGUCGAAGACAUGUUGGAAACACUGCAGAUCACCCAGUCUUAAGUUCUUUUCAUUUUAUUCUGCCAUGAGAAAUGAGCAGAUGUGAAAUAACUCUCCCCAUAUAAAGGUACUUCUUAUCAACAAAUCAUUGCUAUCAUAAGAUGCACUCUUUUUUGCCAGUGAAUUUAGUAACUGCAUUUCAACAUGAUCAGCCAUCUCAGAUUUGUUUGCUAUGAAAUGCUCAUACAUUACUCCACUAUGUUCUUACUUCAAUCCCCUAUCAGUCAAUAGGGUAGUGUUUACUUUAGCAAUUAUAUUUGUGUAAGAUAGUGCCUUGUAUAACUGUCAGCCUAAGUUUCACAUUAUUUUUCUAAUUUUAAUACCUACUUGCCAAAAAUUUUUUUAUGAAGUACAUUGUUAAUGUGCAAUUUGUAAACCUCAGUUUAAAUGUACGGAUCAUCCUCUUGUGGCAGUUAUUUGCCAAGUGCUUUGAACGGCACUUUUUCCUUGUUAACGGUAUCUUAUGUUGUUCAGGUAGGAGCAGAAAUCCCUGCUCUUCAAGGAGAUAAGGACCUUACCUUAUGUCAGCCCUAGGAUAUGUAUCAUGAUUGAUCCAAAACAAGGUGGUUUCAUUUCUUAUGAUCUGUGAGACGCCAAGGCAGAACUUUUUUCAGUAAAGGAGAUAUUCUGUAUUUGUGCUGUCCAAUAUGGUAGCCACUAACUGUAGCUAUUGAGCACUUGAAAUAUGGUCAGUAGAACUGAGACAUUGAAUUUUUAAUUUAAUUUAAUUUUAAUUUUAAUAGCUGCAUGUGACUGAUGGCCACCAUAGUGGGUAGUACAAAUAUCUAAAGUGUGGGCAUAUGACCUAUUUAAGGCUAAUAAAAGGUUCUAUGGAAUUGAAAGUCCAUGUCAUCAGCAGUUUGGGGGAAAAGUACAUCCUUAUUCAAAAUUGAUAUUUUAUUUCAAAUAGUUCUAUAAAACUGUAAAAAAAAUAAAUAAAAUUUUUAAAAAAAGGGUCUGUGGGACCUUUUUGGGAAGGGUCUUCCUUUCAAAUUAAAAAGUCAGAGUUUUGUGAAGUGAGGCUUUUUGCCUCUUUCUACUUCAGGCCAUGAGUGUCAACAACAUGCCUAGAGGUACAAUAGCCAUCUUACAACUACGAAACAAUAAAUAGGAGAAUGAAAGCUACUUUUUAGAGAUGGCUUUGUAGAAAGAUUAGAGGGAGCCUGCGUCCCUGAUGGGAUGUUGAACACCUGAACCAACAUGAGCACUUGCCAACCUCUGCACUUAUUACAUGAGAAAAAUAAACUCUUGAUUAAGACAUUGUUUGGAUUUUCUGUUAUUUUUUGCCAUGUAUGUUUCUGACUAAUAUAUCCAUCAGCUUUUUUUUUUUUUUUUUUUUAGUGUGCAAAACUCUUAUUUUGACUGGGAAUGGUGUUUCAGAAUGUAAUGAUUUAAAGUUAAGGGGACAAGUACAUACAACAAAAAAAGUAGUAUCUUGUUGCAACUCAGUACACACUAAGCCAACUUUAACAAUAGGAUAAUAUUGACUUGGGAGCAGAGGAGGAUGUGGAAAAGAUAGAAAUGGAAGACCAGUGUUUCAGUAUGUUGGGAGCGUAUAAUUUUUAUUGGUAAACAUUUCAAAGAAUCUUUUUUUUUUUUUCUGAUGC
Molecule: messenger RNA, 2498 nt
Organism: Ailuropoda melanoleuca (giant panda)
Lineage: Eukaryota; Metazoa; Chordata; Mammalia; Carnivora; Ursidae
Gene: EMC2
Product: ER membrane protein complex subunit 2
Exons: 12
Coding region: 1-894 (297 amino acids)
Molecular function (GO): protein binding
Source: RefSeq, a predicted model, not a curated record